AUGCAGCGUCGAGGCCCAUCGGUCACCUCACCAAGCCGCUACAUCCUGUUGAGUCUGCUCGUAAUGGUUCUGGACUCUCUGGUACCGGCAGGAGCAGGAGGAGGCCCUUCUCGUACAGUCCAGAUACCCAUAUCCACAGUCGUCGCACCAUUGGACGCAGCCGCCAUGGAAACACUCUGCGCUGACCAGAUCGGCAUGUGCACCGUCUCCUACCCGAUCUGUCAAGCCCAAUGCGAACACCGAUUCUUCUGCGGAACCAGAUCUGCACCAGAGUACCAUAACCUGAACGACUACCUCGCCAGCAACAAUACUCCUAAUAGUGAUGGUGAUAGUCGUGGUAUGGCGGUCUCGCCUAGCAGGAAUAACGGACCUGGUUCUGGAGGACUAUUCGACCUGCGGUUGUCGGCGCUUGUCAUCAACGGAGCCAAGCUCUUCAAGACCCGAUGCGCACAAUGUCACACCGUCGAAAAGGGCGGACCAAACAAGGUCGGACCCAACUUGAACGGCAUCAUGGGCCGUCAAUCAGGCAAGGCCGCCGGAUACUCCUACACCGAGGCCAACAAGAACAAGGGCGUCCACUGGGAUGAGCAGACCCUCUUUGACUACCUCGAGAAUCCCAAGAAAUACAUCCCAGGCACCAAGAUGGCCUUCAAUGGUUUCAAGAAGGCCAAGGACCGCAACGAUGUCAUCGCCUAUCUCAAGGACUCAUGCGCCUAA
This is a messenger RNA of Linnemannia hyalina, 717 nucleotides long. The record is from the annotation of a GenBank genome assembly. Lineage: Eukaryota; Fungi; Mortierellomycota; Mortierellomycetes; Mortierellales; Mortierellaceae.